UCUUUGUAUUUGUUUUCUCACAGUGACUGAAAUGGGCUUCAGUAGCUCCUGAAAUAAACAAAUAUACAGUUAUAUUAUCAUUUAUUUUAAAGACACAAUAGCAAACAAAACCUUUUUCUUGGCAAAAGAAAGUUGCAGCCCCUUUAGGCAUAUUACAUACAACACAUAAUGUACACAUAUUUAGAUUAUAGUCAAAUAAAACAUUAUCUACUGACAUUCAAACCCACCUUAGAGAGGAUCUGGUGUGAAACAUAGACAACAAUCGAAACAGGGUGUAUACCGUCAUAACAGAUUUUCUUUAUGUUAAGACUUCAAAAUACAUGCCCAAAUAAUAAAACUGACAUGAAUAAAUGUCAUCACACACAUCCUUACUUCAACUGCAGAUUGAUUUUUAAAUGUUAUACAUUUGAAAUUAAAACACAGCAGCGCUUUCAAGUAGUAUUUUCAAAAUAAAGACAGAAGCCAGAUAUUAAGUUACUGUGACAACUAGUCCGUCGUAUCUUCAUGUUCUACAAGAUAUUUGAAUGGAAUAAAGUAGAAAAUACAGAAGAAACGAUUCAUAAUUAUUGUUCUAACGAUACAGAGCCGUGUAAGUCGCGAGUAGAAUAUGUGCUCCUCUUAUUUUGGCGGUAGGAUAGUCAACUUCCGGUAUUGUGGCGGAUGUGGAUCAAGUCCGACACCGUCUACUUCCCGUUUUUCCUAAACACAAUUACAACGCAUUUACGGUUGUUAUUCUUCUAUGUUAAAUAUUUUUUAAUCACAUGUAUGUAAAUUAAUGCUUCACAACUCACCGGUAUGUAUUUGUAGUGACUAAACAAAAAAAGAGAAGCGGAGGUCACAUCCCGUUCGCUGUCGGUUGUUUUCGGGGGGAAUGUUUUGAUGGUGACACCAGGGGUGAACAUUUUAAGGGGAACAUGGCAGCGAGUUUCGGGGCUAAACGUGGAGCUCUGAGCAGUAACACGUCGCUGUGUCGCGUCCUCCUCGGGGAGCUCGUAUCCGGCGGGGUUCGCCUCCGGCGGGCGGCGAGCAACGCGGCGGCGGCGGACCACCAGAAGGUCUGCAUGGAGCUGGUCCGGUCCAGAGACUAUGACGGCUACGUGUCCUCCCUCCUCCUCCCAGAGGAGGCCCGGCGCUCCUCUCUGGCUCUGAGGGCCUUCAACGUGGAGCUGGCCCAGGUGAAGGACUCCGUGUCCCAGAAGACCAUCGGGUUGAUGCGGAUGCAGUUCUGGAAGACGGCCAUCGAGGAGGUCUACAGAGACGAGCCUCCGAACCAGCCGGUCAGCACCGAGCUGUGGAGGGCGGUGAGGAAACAUCAGCUGACCAAGAGAUGGCUGCUGAGAAUCAUCACAGAGAGAGAGAAGGGUCUGGAGGACCGGGCCUACAGGAACCUCCAGGAGCUGGAGUCAUACUCUGAGAACACUCAGUCCUCGCUGAUCUACCUGCUGCUGGAGUGUUUAGGUGUGAGGAACGUCCACGCCGACCACGCAGCGAGCCACGUGGGUAAAGCUCAGGGCAUCGUGACGUGUCUGAGGGCCACGCCGUACCACAGCGGCCGCAGGAAGGUCUACCUGCCCAUGGACCUGUGUAUGCAGCACGGAGCUUCUCAAGAGGACUUCAUCCGAGGCAGCCGUGAGCAGAAGGUCAGAGACGUGGUGUACGACAUCGCCAGCCAGGCUCACGUCCACCUGCACCACGCGCGGUCGUUCAGCAGCAGCGUCCCAGCCGCUGCCAACGUGGCCUUCCUCCAGACGGUGGUGCUGGAGGACUACCUGCAGCGGGUGAGGAGGGCCGACUUUGACGUCUUCCACCCGAGUCUGAAGAAUAGAAACCCUCUCGUGGCCUUCCAGAUGUACCUCCAGUCCUGGAGGAAGACCUACUGACAUCGGCCUGCUCCUCCUCCUCCUGCAGUGGUACCAGCAGAUCUGCAGGACUGAAGCCGGAGACUUCCGGAGGUCCACAGAGACAUUUUAAAAAUAUAUUAUAUAUAUAUAUAUAUAUAUAUAAAAACAUAAAUAAUAAUAUAUAUAUAUAUAUUAAUAUAUA
Molecule: messenger RNA, 2043 nt
Organism: Pseudoliparis swirei
Lineage: Eukaryota; Metazoa; Chordata; Actinopteri; Perciformes; Liparidae
Gene: ndufaf6
Product: NADH:ubiquinone oxidoreductase complex assembly factor 6
Exons: 9
Coding region: 915-1880 (321 amino acids)
Biological process (GO): mitochondrial respiratory chain complex I assembly; biosynthetic process
Cellular component (GO): mitochondrion
Source: RefSeq, a predicted model, not a curated record